This is a messenger RNA of Elgaria multicarinata webbii, 2934 nucleotides long. RefSeq names its product histone H4 transcription factor (gene HINFP). Lineage: Eukaryota; Metazoa; Chordata; Lepidosauria; Squamata; Anguidae. The record is from RefSeq and is a predicted model, not a curated record. The transcript is spliced from 10 exons. Bases 187 to 1782 code for a protein of 531 amino acids.
GACGGUAACUAUGGAAACGGGGCCUAGUGCCUGCCCCCGAGCCAGGGUUCGAGGCCCGAAAGCCUUCUACGUCCCCCGAGCCCGUAGCUCUUCGCCUGUUGGGCCCCUGAGUGGGAGGAAGCGGGAGCCCCCUUGUUAGGUCCUCCUUCGCCCUGCUUGAAGCCCUAGAAAACUGGCACUCUUAUCAUGCCUCCUGGGAAGGUAGUCAAUAAGGAAACUUUGGUUCUGCAGUGUGAAUGGGAGAUGUGCAGCUUUGUAGCCUCAAAGAUGGAGGAGUACUGUGAACACGUGUCAAAGCAUUUGCAGCAGCAUCUCCAUGGCAAAGAUGAGGACGAUGAGGUGGAUUCUCUUGAAGAGUACACCUGCCUCUGGCAAGAGUGUGGGUUCUGUUCUCCUGAGAGCCCUGCAGAGCUGGUCCGCCACGUUUACUUCCACUGUUACCACACCAAGCUGAAGCAGUGGGGACUCCAUGCCUUACAGAGCCAGUCAGACUUGACUCCCUGUCAGCUGGACUUUCAGAGCCGGAACAUUAUCCCUGAGAUCCAGGAGAAUUUCCUCUGCCUCUGGGAGUACUGUGAGCGUGCUUUUGAUAACCCCGAGUGGUUCUACAGGCAUGUGGAGGAUCACAGCUUCUGCACAGAGUACAAGGCAGUUGGGAAGGAGAAUCACAUGGUCUUCUGUGGCUGGAAAGAUUGUGACUGCACUUUCAAAGGCCGGUGUAAGUUGCGUGAACACCUACGCAGCCACACACAGGAGAAGGUGGUCGCUUGUCCAACCUGUGGUGGGAUGUUCUCCAAUAACACCAAGUUCUUUGACCACAUUCGCCGGCAGACUGCUUUGGAACAACAGCGCUUCCAGUGCUCCCACUGCUCCAAGAGGUUUGCCACAGAGAGGUUGUUGCGUGACCAUAUGAGGAACCACGUGAACCACUACAAGUGCCCCCUGUGCGACAUGACCUGCCCUCUGCCCUCCUCUCUGCGCAACCACAUCCGCUUCCGGCACAGCGAGGAGCGGCCCUUCAAGUGCAAUUACUGUGACCACAGCUGUAAGAAUCUCAUUGAUCUACGAAAGCACUUGGAUACACACAGCAAAGAGCCGGCCUACCGCUGUGAGUUUGAGACCUGCAACUUCAGUGCCCGGUCCCUCUGCUCCAUCAAACUGCACUACAAGAAGGUUCACGAGGGCGACUCAGAGCCCCGCUACAAAUGCCACGUCUGUGACAAAUGCUUCACACGCGGGAACAAUCUGACCGUGCAUCUCAGGAAAAAGCACCAGUUCAAGUGGCCUUCGGGUCACCCUCGCUUCAGGUACAAGGAACACGAAGACGGCUACAUGCGGCUACAGCUGGUGCGCUAUGAAAGCGUAGAGCUGACAGAGCAGCUGCUCAAGGACCGGGAGAAGCAGGGUGAGGUGCUGGACGACUCAGCCCAGUGCGUGGUGCUGGCGGGGGCCGAGGGCAGCCUGCAAGGAAUCAUCCUUGAGCCGCCGACGGAGGAGACUGUCGACGUGGACUUGCAAGCGGCUGUGCCUCCCCAGGGCUCUGCUCAGCAAGAGGCCGACGCAUCCUCAGACCGGGAGCUGAGCGCACCGCCCAGCCCCAUCAUCCGCGUCGUGAACAGGACCAAUGAGCGCGGGGAGAGCGAGACGGUGUACUACGUUAUGGCCAACGCACCUUUGGAGAGUCGGGCGGUCGCGCCAAGCGGGUUUGCCGCUGAGUCCGAGGAGAACGUCAUGGACAGGCUUCAGAAGACAGCCGAGGAGCUGGGCAUUCAGAUUGUGUGAGGCUCCGGCCCGCGGAUCGAACUCCGGCCCCCCGGCCCUAGGGGCGGUUUGGGAGGGCAAGUGCCCUGCUCUUGGUGCCUGUGCUUCCCUUUAUGCACGUCACGAGGACCGAAGGCAGUCAGCUGGUGCUACCUGGGAAAGGGAAGAGUUUCCUCCAGCAGCGCUUCACAGGCCCCAGGUUCCACACCGAUGUCCCCUUGCCCCUGGGGUCUGAUGGUGCCUGGUCUGGCAAAGCGAAGGAGGAGGGAGCCCCAGAGGGGAGGGGAGGGACGGGUUCACCCGACAGUUGUGUGGGAAGGUGAAGACGACUGCUGUGCCCGAGUUGCAUUGUGCUGUGGAACCAUUGUGCUGUGUAGCCCGUUUUGGGACGACCCUUACGCUGCCUGCCUUGGAUGAGUCCAGUGUCCUGCCAGAAAUGUUUCUCUUUUCUUUGUCUUCGGCCAGCCUCCUUCCUUGCCAUUUGCGCCACGCUCAGACUCGGUUGUUCCUCUGCCGCAGGCCUAGCUGCCCAUCCCCUGGCCUUUUGAGGUCUUGUUGGCCUUCAGCCAGGCCCUUUCGGCUAUCACAUUCCCCCUACAUAGGCAGCGACACCGGACCCACUCACUGUACCUCUGUUCCUUCCAGACUAUUCGGCAUUCUAGUCCCAGAACUGAUUUCUCAUUGGCUCUCCUGUCCCCUGUGAGUGAAGAGCCUGAAAACACGAGAGCCUUGUUGUUUCCAGUUGCUACCCCGCCGUUUGUUGCUUCCUGCUUUUUCUGGGCUAAGCCUUCCCCACUUCCCUGCGUGAAUCUUUGUGGUCUGGGAGCCAUAUGGGCAAUGUGGAAAGCUGUGGGCCUUGUGGGGGAAACCCACUCUGUGCCUCCUCCCACAUUCCCCAAGCAGUGUGGAGAAGAAUGUGCCACAGGGACUCCCACACCCUAAAGAGACUGAGGAAAAAGGGGAGCCGGUUCUCGCCCAGGGGUCUUUCCCCCACAUUGGGGGUUCCAGCUCCUGGCUUGCAAGGUUUGUGUUGCGACGAAAAUAUUAAUUAAAACUAAACCACAACCAAGUCUUGUGUUGGGCGUGACGUUUCUUUCCACUUACCUUGGAGGUGUGAGUGACUGGGUCCGAUACGAUCCACGUGACAUUUCAAGAGGCCAAGUUAUAUUUGAG